AUGCUUUGCAAACUUACUUCCUUCUCCUUUUCCAAGAUGGCGGCGUCUCCAGCAAUUUCGAUGUACCGUCUGCCGCCUUACUAUGAGACUACAUCAGUUCCGCUUCCUAAAUGCAUGUAUACCUUACCGUCCUACGUUCAAACAAGUUCAGAGAUGGUGGUGAGUCAUGUUAGUUUAUUUAUCUAUCGACAAUUUUUGUUCUAGACUGUUUUUCAGUUGUCACGUGUACUGCCAUUCAAUGUGUAUCGCGGUGACUUUAAUUUCUUUUAAGGAACCCCGAUCACCGCAAUCACCACCGAGUCUUAACAGCUUAGAAGCAAGACAAGAAAAUAUUCUUUGUGAACUGAAUGGGCUUAGAGCUGAAGUUGAAGAAAUGGCCUCUCACAUUGGAGUGUCUCUUCCGCAACCGAGAGUGAAAGUGAGAAGACACUUACCUUAAUUUUUUAUCUUUAUAUUAAACAUAUAACAUCAUAUCUAAAUGAGAAUAUCUUUUAAAAAGGUAAAGAGGCCUAAUUUAGGUUGUAAUAGUCAUCAUGUGACUAACAAACCUAACAAACCACCUGCAGUCAAUGGUGAAGCAGUCACUCAUUUUACCCCCUCUCUCCAUCAGGGCUACAAUCCCAGACAUAAUUUGUUGAAACACAUCCGGAAAACACAAGAUUAACUAAAUCUUUUGAUGAAAACACAUAUUUUUGUCCUCUUUUCCCCCCAGUGUUGGCAUAAACGUCCUUGAAAAUCAACAUUUAAGGGGAAGCUAAAAAUAUAAGCAUUUAAACAGUGACUGAGAAGCAGGGCUUCUGAUAUCGUGAAAUUCAGGUAAAUCCACGAAAUUCACAAAAACAUGCAAAUUGCCACAAAAUUCACUAGAAAUCUUAUCGAAUACAUGUCUGUACAACAUAUUUGAAACUUAUCCCAGCUACAGGGGCUGUUUACUUGCUGUAAAUGUGCGAAUUUAUCUUGAAACUUUGUAAAUGAAACAAGUAAAUAACGUCCUGAAACUACCAGGCAUAGAUUGUUUUUGCCAAAAACUGGGCACUAGCCAUUACCUUACAGUCAAACCGGAAAAACCGUGAACAUUCAUACAUACGUACAACUUUAUGUAAACUCAGUAAAACUAGAAAUACGUAAAUCGCAGGACCUCGUGAAGGACUUGCGGGGGGACGGCAAGUAAAGCGGAGAAGAAAAUUUGUCAAUCAAAAAUUGUGAGCUAUAAUAUAGAAACAUAACAAAACUGUUAUACCUAAAAUGAAAACUAAAUGAAAAGAAAAAGGACAAAAAAAAAAGAAAAGAAAAGAAAAGAAGCGAAGAGAAAAAGGUACCGCCCAGAUGCGAACUCGGGCCCUUCGGUGUACUGGGCGACAGCUGUACCACUAGGCCACGUGGAACACACACGGGAAAGCGUGGAAUUUUUACUAUUAAAACCUUUGAGCCUUAUUAAACAUGAGUUCAAAUAUAAUUUAUCAGAAGAAUGACUGCAGUUUGGACAGUGAAAACCCAAUGUAAAUGCAUUUCAUUGCAUUUAAAUGUGGAGAAUGGAAGCCCAACAGUCUAGGACGAUACGGUACAAACUCGUCUGCGAGCAAAACGUGUUUUGUUACCGCGAUGUUUGCUCCGAUGUUUGUAAGGCUAAUUAUCCAAAAUCGCUUCCACUUGCUCUUAAAGAACUUUAGCAUUUGAAAUUCAUUGAGUGAUGUUCUCUCUGCUCCGCUGUUUGUUGCUACCAUCUCCAUCCACCUUUGUUGCUGGCGCCGUUGAAUUUCAAGUCGGUGUUCUUCGCUCCAGAGGAUUUUUCGGUGUCAAAUCUUCCCCUGUGAGGAUUGACAAUUCGGCGUUCUUGUGUUUGCUGUUCUGUUUGCAUGACAAAUGGCUUGAGAUUCACCGAUAGUAAACAUUGUUUUGCAGACGAUGAAAACAGAGCUCUUCAUGAGUGCUUUGGUCAUUGAUGGGAAUUUGAGAUUGCUUUCAGUCGGAUGUUGCCUAGAAACAAAAAUGCAUCGUGACGUCAACUACUGUAUGACGUCAUGGCGGACACCAUCGGAUAUAUACAAAUAAAGAUGAAAACUGCGACUUUGCAGCUCGCUAGGACCCACGCGCGGUUCACACACUGCGUGCACGCUUCGCGCGCGACAAGAUUAUAAACUCACUUCGCUCGGCGCUCCGCGCCUCGUUUCGCGAGGAAUCAUUCAGUACUGUACAAAGUUACAAAUAGGUAUUUUCGUUAAAAAAUAUAUUUGGUGCACUUAACUUACUGUUUUACAAGAUUGCCGGGUGGGAAACCGAUGAUUGCAUCAGUCGAUUAAUUUCCCUUUUUAAUUGCCCCAUUGAUUUGAUGUUUCUAACUUAUUCUGGUAAAGAAUUCCAUGAUUGAGCCCCACUAUAGUUUAAGCUUCACUUUAGAUAAUUGGUGCAUGGCUUGGGCAAAGUUAGCUCACCGCUUGAGUUUCGUAGAUUGUAAUAUGAAGUUUGUUCAUUGAAUAAGUCCUGCAAGUACACUGGGGCUAGUUUAUGGAGGGACGUAAACAUCAUAACCGCCUGUUUUGCCUUCUUGCUGAGGGUGUAUCCCAUUUCAGCAUAUCUAGGACAACGCUAGAGCUUGUCUCAUAAUUUGCCUUAGCGAUCACCCUGGCUGCACAGUUUUGUGAUAAAUUUUUGUAAUUUAUCGCUUAAUUGGUUGCUUAACCCACCCCAGAUGGGACUACAAUAGUCGAGAUGGGGCUGGAUAAGGGCAUUAUAAUUUUGUAUACCUGUUGAUUGAGAGACAAAGGGCCUGAUAUGCUUUAGAGCAUCUAUUGCAGCAGGUAGCUUUUUACAUACUUCGUUAAAAUAAUUUGUCCAAGAUAUUCAGUCAUUGAUUGUGAGGCCUAACGACUUGGUAUGAUCCACUCUCUCAAUUCGAUGGUUCUCUAAUUCAACACAGAUUUCAUUAUUACUCUCAGCAAGUAGCCUCUGACAAGAGCCAAUAAUCAUAAAUUCAGUUUUCACUACACUAAGGCUAAGCUUAUUAGCUCUCAACCAGCAAUUAAGAUAAUUGCAAGUUCAAAGUUUAUCAGUGGUUGAAGAUCUGCAAGAGUGCGGCUAGGAAUGCUUAUAUUAGUGUCAUCUGCAAACAUUUUUUCACAGUAAGGCAGUUUGGCAGGUCAUUAAUAUAUUUUAGGAAAAGUAGCGGUCCAGUUAUACUGCCCUGUGGCACCCCAUGGCUGAUAUCCCUUGCAUUUGACAAAGCACCAUUAAGGUUACACCUUUGACUUCAGUUACUUAGAUGUGAGGUUAACCAACGGAGAGAGCGCUCAUCUCCUCUGUAGUUUGCAAGCUUACGCAAAAUAUUUUCAUCGUCAAUUGUGUCAAAAGCCUUUUUGCUAAGAUUGAUGAAAAGAUCGGAUUUAGUACCCUUUUUAAAGAUAGGAGUUACUUUUUUUAGCCACCUUCCAUUUGUUUGGGAAAAACUCGGUUUCAACAGAUCUCUUAAACAUGCUUGAUAGUGAGCUCCCAACAAUACCACUGGCAGUUUCAAUAACUUACAGGGAAUUUUGUCCAGCCCUGUGGCAUUCCUUUCGUUUAUUUUACUCAACAAUUUGCAAACUGUUGUAACGUUGGGGGCUUUUAGGGAAAAAACAUUGUGUGUGGGGUGAUGAUAAUACUCUGGUUUGGCAUUUGUUUUGGUUAUCUCCCUUGCCAGGUCAGGGCUUCUGCCAUUUCGGGUGGGAAUUUAUAACAUUAUCGUCAAUCUUAAUUUCGGGGAUGCUUAGAUUUUUUUCACUUUUUUUUUUGUACGAUGUUAGACAUGUAGCUCGUUUAUUAGAUCCCAUGUUUUGCACAGGUCCCCUUUGUUCACUUCCAGAUUAUCCUUGAAAUUCCAUGUUUAGCUACUCUAAUGGCAUUAUUUAUCUCAUUUUGUGCAUCCAUAUAUUGUUGCCAAGUCAUUUUUGACAAUUGCUUUUCUUUUUCAAAUUCCAGAAAUGUUUCUGGAAUGUUAUUGUCUUGCAAGAAAAAAAACAAUCAGACGUGAGAAAUUGAACUGCAAGCAAGAAUAUUAAUUAGUUUGUGGUUUUGUGGCUAGUCUGCAUGUCUUGAUCUUUUCUAUAAUUGGUCAUAACACAAUAAAUAUUCCUGAGAUAUUUCAAGUGUUCACGGUUUUCCCGGCAGCACUGUUAAGGCUUUGCCAUUGGUUCAUUUCUGGAGCGUAUUGUUGUUGAAAGAGCAAAUAAUGACCUCUGUUAAGAAAAUGUUAAAAACACUGGUUUGAUCACGACAAAACUGAUCGAUUUCUAGCAAAAUUUUCUGAUUACUUUUCAGCGAAGUUUGCUUCAAAAAUUCGAAUUAAAUCAGCAGAUUUUUCCAUGAGUUUGCUCCUUUGUAACUUUUUUCCACGACUUAUCAGAAGCCCUGAAGAAUGUAUCUCCCUUUCACGGGUAUUUAAAGCUACUUAAAGCUACAGGGUAAGAAGAAAAGAAAGGAUUUGAGGUUGCAAUACUAUUGCAAAUCCAACUCAGAACCUCUCGUACAGAAGGCUGUGCAGUAAACAUUUUUGCUAGUUCUUUCUCCUUUGUACUUUUAGACAGAUUUCCUAAGAUAUUCUCAUCUGUGGGAUGCAAUAAUAUGGAAUACAAUAUCUGCUUCUUUUUUAAGGCAAUUCCAAGCACCCAAGACUUUGUUUUAUCAGCUUCACCAGCAGACCCACCACUUAUCAUCUGCACCUUGCAGCAUAUCAUGAAGCAAAAAAAAUAUCCUCACUCUACAGCCAGCCAUGUUCACUCAUCUGUUCAAGGGCCAAUUCCUGAAUUUGUUAAAACACAUUUUCGGAACUUCACCUCAUUCGCUGAAGAAAUUGGCCGAGCAUCAGUAAUUUUAACAAUUGUUUGGAAAAAAGGUUGGUACUUGUAUUUAUUUAUUGGAGGCACAUGAUAAUAUUUAAUUUUAAUUAGGUAUAAGAGGAGUUUCUUGGUGUUGUGGAAACUAUUGUUGGUUAGCUAUUGUUGUAUGGUGUGGAACCUACCUUGAUAAGUGGCACACAUAAGCGACUGUUGGACACUCACACGACUGGAGCUAUGUAUACAGUAACUGGGUGAAAUGGGGGUAUUGUGGGUAACAGUUUUACAGUUAAAGUCAUUAUAGACUUUUCUGUUCAUACAUUUAACCUGGAGUUUCCAAAGGUGUGGGCAGUAAGACUCAAAGUAAAAAACCCUCCAUGGGGGAGGGUUGUCAGGUUUCUCUCUAGGAUUUGGGAGGGGCAAGGGUGCUCUGACUGUGAUUUUCACACAAAGCCUUCUAUAGCGUGUAUGAAAAUUAAGUGUGUGUGGGUGUUUGGAAUUAAUUGAUUUAGGGAGAUUUGGUGUCUAAAAUAAUUGACUGGACUUCUUCCACCAGAUUUCCAUCACUUUCCUGUCCCUUUUACACAGUGAAAAAAGAAUUCAGUUUCCUUUGAGAAGCUUUUUGUCGUCUUUUAACUGAGUACCUAACUCUAGAUGUCAGCAUUAGCUUCCGUUGGGUUAAUUCUUUGGAUUUGAAGCCAGGCAGCAACAAUUUUCCAGUAAAUUAAGCCAGGCGGCCUUCCAGCCUUACACUCCUAGGGAGAACACUGAGUCAUGGAUAAUUAUCUGAAAAGAAACAGUGCAUUGAAGUUGGGGGGUAUAGGGGUUAGUUUUCAAUGUUCGCUUCUGUUUUUGCUGCAUUUGUCCAUAAUUAUUUAUAAAAUAUGUGCUAAUUUAUGCUAAUAUCAGCAAAUUUCUAAGCACAGCAAUUUUGUUCCAUUUUUGUCAUUUUGUAAAUUAUUCAAAAAAUUAUGUCAGACUCAUGUCAGGCUGAACAUAUUGUGAGCCCCUAUCUACGUAGGUCGUACAACAAAAUCUCACUUGAAGAUGUUUACUAAAAACCUAUCUGUGCACUUUGCCAUGGUUGUUGUGGCUGCUAGCCAGCCCAGGACCGCGCGGUAGUGUAAUUUUCGCGCCCUUUUGGGGUCAGGUGACCAAGCCGUUAUUUUUAAGUUGCAUGAUCGUUAGCUCGGCGGUCAGAGAUUACUUCACUCGCUAGCUCAGCAAUGGAUUUUGGUUUUUCUGGACAAAUUUAUAAUAGGCUCACAAGUUUUAUGUCAACCUUGUCUACUUGUCAGUAAAACAACAGCCGUUUUUCAGUGUUAGAAUUCACCGCGUUUUGAGUUGUUGUCUCAAUGUGGUCACAGUUGUUAAAAAUCUGAAUAUAUCAAUCAGAUAAAGCAUAAUCCAUACUGUUUACAAGAUUAAUGAUAAAUUGUUGCAUUUCACACUGUGGAUACACUGUAAAUAAGAUCUUUUCAAAAAAAUAAACAAAAGGAAAAAUGGAGAGAACAGAAUAAAUCUUGCUGUUGAAUUUCUUUAUCUUAAUUUAGCUUGUUUUUCUUUUUAGAAAAAGGUCUGCCCUAUCUCGUUGCAUCACCCUGUUCUCACACUCCUCUGACAGGUGAAAUAACCAUUGCUCGCUUUCUUUGCCGUGUUCUCCUACCAGACUUGUAUGGAAACUUGUCACCUGAAGAGUCUGCAAGUGUUGAUAGCUGGAUUGACCAAUCAUUAGCAGGCAGUAAAGCUAGAACUGCUGCUAUAAAAAGUCUUGAGGCUAAGCUUGGAAAGCAACAGUGGAUUUUGGGAAGUAAAAUGAGCCUUGCUGAUGUUGUUCUAGCUUGCUGUAUUGUGAAGGAGAAUGGUGUUAAAUCUGUGUCCAGCAAUGUCAGCAAGUGGUUGAAAAGAAUUCCUGGCCUGAUCACAUGUUAAUACAGAGAUUUAGUAUCUCAUUUAAGGCAAAUGGUAAAUGUCCAACUGUGUCACUUGCCAAGUUUUGCAUUUACUUUCCAAUUACUGGGCAUUAUUUCUACACCAAAAUUAGCAGUUCACACUAGUUUAAUCCUUAAGAUUUUGUCAGGCAGUUUUAAUCAGUUUAUUUACUAAUUUACAGUUGUCAACUUUGCCAUUUGCCAUAAAUCUGAUUCUAAAUCUGUCCAAUAAUAUUCAGUAUUUAGUUAUUUAAGCGCUGAGUACCGUGCUUGGAUUUCUGAAAUUCAGCAGCCUGCAACAAUGAAUUGCAUCAUUUUCAUUUAAUAUUUUUGCAGUCAGUGACUGUGAUCCCUGUCAAGAUGUGCUGAUGCUUGAGUUCAAUAAUUGUCUUGCCCAGUAGUAAUAUUAUUUCUUUACAGUACAUGCCAACGAUUAUUCAAGAACAUGUUAACUGAUCACUUCGGUUAACUUACCGACCAGUGUAGUAAAUGACAAACAAAGUUCAGUUUUUCUUCUUAGCUUUACUCCAAGUUUGAGCCUAUGCACUGUGUAAAAACUACUUAAGACAUACAGUCAGUGUAUGCAAGUUGAGACAGAGGAAUUGGACCAUAAGUCAGCCAAAUGGCCCCAGGUUAUAAUGCACCUUUCCUAGCACUGUACUGUACACACUGUGUCUGCCAUCAGACUAGAACAGUAUUUUCAAUAUAAGCAUUCCAUUUGAAUGCCCACUCAGAAAAUUAAUCAAAUUGAACUAAUAUUUUUUCAUGUGUCAUUGUAGACAAGUGUAAUGGCAGUUUUUGGCAGUUAGCAUAACUUAGAUUGUACAAAGCUUUUUUAGCCUAUCAUCUAAACCUGAUAAAGAAUAGACCUCUUUGGCUUGUAUGUUUUGUUCUCCCAAUAGAGGUCCCAGGGAAACUGACUCUUUGUCUUUUCAUAAAUUAUGUGUACAUAUGCACAUGAAAAAGGUG
Porites lobata is the source of this 7708-nucleotide messenger RNA. The record is from the annotation of a GenBank genome assembly. NCBI's taxonomy places the organism in Eukaryota, Metazoa, Cnidaria, Anthozoa, Scleractinia, Poritidae.